Molecule: messenger RNA, 2923 nt
Organism: Pollicipes pollicipes
Lineage: Eukaryota; Metazoa; Arthropoda; Thecostraca; Pollicipedomorpha; Pollicipedidae
Product: fasciclin-2-like
Exons: 12
Coding region: 1-1938 (645 amino acids)
Cellular component (GO): neuron projection
Molecular function (GO): protein binding
Source: RefSeq, a predicted model, not a curated record
AUGGAGCCGCAGCCGGGCACGGAGGUCGAGGUGACGGAGAAGGAGGCCGGCAGCAUCCCUGCCGGCGGCCGGCAAGCCGGUGCCGACGCGCAACUGGGUAAACCCGACAACGCCGACGGUCGACCGUGGACGGGCUCAGCGUCGGACACAGGACGGCACGCUCACUUCGACCCGGCCAGGCGCGACAUGGGCGGCGAGUACAGUGCAUCGCGAGAACGCGUCGGCCGGGUGGAGAACAGCGUCAAAGUCGUGGGUCAUGUCAGCCCGAGAUAUCGGUACGAGAACACGACGGUGAACGAGGGCGAGACAGCCACGCUGGAGUGUAAGGCCGGUGGCUCGCCGCUGCCCACCGUCGAGUUCCGCAAGGUCGGCAACGACGCCCGCUUCGAGCCGGGCACGUCGGCCGGCGACGACCGCAUCCGCGUCACUGAGCGGGUCGAGGACGGCUUCAAGUUCGGGACGCUCACCAUCACCAAUCUGAACCGGACGGACGACGGCCUGUACGAGUGCAUCGCCUCCAACAAGGGCGGCUUCGAGCUCAAGAACGGCCACAUCACCACCCAGUUCAAGCCAUCGUUCGUCAACUCGCCGAUCCGCGAGAUCUACUCGUGGAACAACCACCCGGUGAACCUGACCUGUGUCGCUGAGUCCAUCCCCAAUGCCACCAUCACGUGGGAGUUCAAGCGCCGGCUGCUGGAGCAGGACCUCGACAGCAACAUCCAGCAGAUCGGCAACGGCCCCACGUCCGUGCUGCGCGUGAUGCCCUCCGACCCCACGUACUUCGGCGUGUUCACGUGCAAGGCGUCCAACCUGCUGGGUCAGAGCAUGCUCGACAUCGAGCUGUUCGAGGCGACGGUACCGAGCAUGCUGACGGACGUCAAGUUCGACGAGGUGACAGCCACCACGGUCACGUUCGAGAUGAACGGCCCGGCCAGCGACGGCGGCCUGCCGCUGGUGGCCUACGCCGUGCAGUACAAGGUGGCCGGCGAGUCGUGGGACGCCAAGGAGGAGCAGCUGUGGCCGGUCGGGAGCAAUUACGUGCUGGACAACCUCAGACCCGAGCAGGUGUUCGUCUUCAGGUUUGCUGCCAAGAAUGACGUCGGCCUCAGCGAAUGGUCUGCAGAGCAGCAGAUGAUCAUGCCCAAGAGAGACGUGCCCGAGGCGCCCAUCAUCAUGCUGCCCGACUCGACGGUCCGGCCCGAGGACGAUGCCAACCUGGUGGUCAAGUCGGUGUUCUCCGACUCCUACACCGUGCAGUGGCAGGCGGGCGCCAACAACGGCGAGAAGAUAGACAACUUCGAGAUCUCCUAUUACGAGGUGGCCAGCACUGGCAACGGCUGGCGGUCGCUGUCGGACAAGCGGUCGUCGGUGGUCGACUUCCCGGGCACGCACACGUUCAAGGUGUCCAACCUGAAGGCGCAGACCCACUACCGCAUCGAGCUGCGCGCCCACAACAAGAUAGGCUUCGGAAACCCGGCCGAGCUGGUCGUCCUGACGGCGCCAGGUGCACCGAGCCCGGGCGGCGACCCGACGGGCGGCGUCAGCACUACGGUCGCCUCUCCCCUCGGUAUCUCACUGCUUCUCCUGGCCGCCAUUGGGCCCUGCGGGUCCAGCCUGUCACUCUCGGAGCCUCCGGCGCUGGCCUCGGCCGCCCUGGUCGGCGUGGUGGUGGGCGUGCUGCUGGUGCUGCUGCUGCUCAUUGACCUCACCUGCUACGCCGUCAACAGCCGCGGCAUCGUGUACGCGCUCUGCUCGCGGCGCCGCGGCAGGUCGGGCGCGGUCAAGCUGACCAACACGGCUGCCAGCGAAAAGGAGCCACUGCAACACAGCAAAAACGGAAACGGGGCUGGCCACGGAGCAAGUGAUGACAGGGACGUCCCGGCCGUGGUUGUGCAGGGCGCGUCGCCGGCGGCCGCCUCCAAUGACUCGGCCGUCUAGAGGAUGGCCCGUGUUCUACAAUGCGCCCGGGCCGGGUGGCACGCCCCCCCCCCCCCUCCCCCCGAUGUUCGCGGGACGUGACGCGGCAUCGCCGGCUGGCGAGUGGACCUGACUGGUCGGCGCGAUGUGGUGGUGAGACUUGUCAUUGACGUGCAGCCUGUCGCCUCCAGUUGCAGAUCUCCAGUGAUUAUUUCCAUGUCGACGCUGUCAGAAGAAGCCAUUUCAUUUUGAUGUUUCUGUACUCGUGUGUUCCUUUCCGACAAGGCGUUUGUUGCUGCACCAGUUGUUCGCGGCGUCUAGUUUCGUCCGUCUAGUCGGUCGCCAUGACAACACACUUGCGUCAUGUUUGUACGUGUCCUGAUUGUACUGCGUCGAACGUUGCUUGGUAAGCUGGGGCUGGUUUUUGUAUCAUAUCGUAAGACCGUCUCGAAACCUGCAAUCGUCUGGCAGGCGACCCAGGCUCGACCCGUAAGUCAUACCUGUUCUGCAGGGCAGUGGGCUGGCCACUGAAAUACACGUUUUCUGAACAGGGAGCGCUGCGCGGCGUCCUUUUGCGGACCAAAGCCCCCAGUAAUAAACUGCAGCGCGUUGUUGGGCAGCGGCCACGCACGGCAGCGCCUGCUGACUUCGCGGAAGACCGCGCGGAGACCAGACAGGUCAAGCAGGCAGCCCGGCCGCGCCCCGCGCCCCUGAACCGUGCCCGGAGGCGGCGCGUGUCCGGCGCACGUGGAAGCCGCGCUCCCCAGGACGAGUGUGACAGGGGCGUGCGAUCUGGAGGAGGUGGCGGACCCAGCCCGGGCCGGCGCGCGUGCCAUGUACGCCGCCGACCAUUUCCCGUUCAGAAGCGGUGCUUGCGGCAGGGCCGGCCGUCACCUCAGUGGCCUUCACCUCGGGUGGCCGGCGCGUGAACAUCGCACGUCAACGACUCGCUGGUGUACGUUCUCGUGUGGGUCACGAACGUUCUCAAUACUACAACUAAUGUCGG